UGCUGAACGGAGGAUAAACGGAUAAUACACGGAUGUAAAUAAAACGUGCACUGCAAGAGAGAGAAAAACGCAUUUGGUGACUGCGCAAAACAGAUUGACUCUGGAAGAAUAGGAAGCUACACAGCACGUUAACUUUUCUACCGGGUUCGAGCUGCCUGGUUGUGAAGCUUGCUGAAGGUUGUUUCUGUUUUUUUAAACGGUUUUUGUGAUGGGGGCAGUGGGCGAGGUGGGAACCUUGUCCUCACACGGUCUGGAUAGCUUCGGACAUGGAUCGCAUUUUGUCCUGACGCCCGCGGGGGACACCACCGGACUGAUGAACGAGCACCUUGUGUCUGCCGAGAGGCUGUCGCGGAGCACUCCGUCGGAUCUGACGCAUCUGAAGGGGAUUCUACGGAGGAGGCAGCUGUACUGCAGAACCGGGUUCCACCUCGAGAUUCUUCCUGAUGGCACAGUGCAAGGCACCAGGAAAGACCACAGCAGAUUUGGCAUCCUGGAGUUCAUCAGCUUGGCUGUGGGGUUGGUGAGCAUCCGGGGGGUGGACAGUGGCUUCUACCUCGGCAUGAACCACAAGGGACAACUCUAUGGCUCUGAGAAGCUGACAGCCGAGUGUGUCUUCCGAGAGCAGUUUGAAGAGAACUGGUACAACACGUACUCGUCCAACCUCUACCGCCACGGCGACCGGGGAGCGCACUACUUCGUGGCGCUCAACAAGGACGGCACGUCCAGGGACGGCACCCGCUCGCGGCGACACCAGCGCUUCACCCACUUCCUGCCCAGGCCCGUGGACCCCGACCGGGUACCGGAACUCUACAAAGAGGUCCUGGGACACAGCUGAGACCCAGCGGGGGGUGUGAGGGCGCUUGGCAACCAACACGCUGUGUCUCUCAGUACUCUCCUGUGAAGGGUCUGCAUGUCUUCAGUCUUCCCUAUGGCUUCCUAUGGAAUCAAAAUGGAGGACGGGUCACCUGGUAGCUGUGGGAGGGAUACAGUGAGAUGUGGUGCCAGGCUUCGGGGUCUGCGGUCCGCAUCCACCCUCUGCCCUCCAGUAUGUAGCCCCAGGAGAAAGGAGGAUAACUGUUGAGGGGGGGGGGGUUUGGGGGCAAGAGAAAAGCUGUUUUUAUUUUGGGCGCAGUGUUGGAAGUUGAAGAGGAUCGGGUGAGGGGAUCACCUCCGGAGCUGCUGAUGUGAUCUUUUUUUCCGGAAGGUUCCUCUUUAACCUUAGUUGCGCAGGAGUUUCUGAUUGGUUGAUGAGAUGAGUUGAUGAGAAGAACAGAAGUUCCUCCAGUGGAGUGUAGACAUUGUUUUCCUUUGUGGUACCCCUAGGUGGACUGUUCCGAUGGAACGUUCUAGAAGACUUGUGAAGGAAUUCUGUUCCGUAACUUCUGUGGCUGCAUUCUCUACCCUGACACAAGCAUGGAUGAGAAAAACAAGACUUACAAAAAUAACCUUCACCUGUUUCUGUUUUUUUUAUUUAUGCAUUUUUCUGGGACAUAUAUUUAUUUUAUAUAUUUAUUUAUUUUAAGAAUAUAUUUUUACAGGUAUACAUGAGAUACUGAAAAGAAGCCAUGAGAGAUUUAUUUUGUGCCACCGUGUAAAGUACUGCAUUUGAUGUAUCCUUUCAAACUGACUGAAGAAAGUAUUUUCCUAUGAGUUUGUAUUCAGAAAGUGAUAAGUGUAAAGCCGCAUUGUCACUAUUCUUGAGCUUGUCAUCAUCUGGGCUGUCCAUGCUUCUCAGAAAGGGCCUGAGUUCCACUGGGUUCCAGUGAAGAAUAAACCUGU
Molecule: messenger RNA, 1779 nt
Organism: Esox lucius (northern pike)
Lineage: Eukaryota; Metazoa; Chordata; Actinopteri; Esociformes; Esocidae
Gene: fgf20a
Product: fibroblast growth factor 20a
Exons: 3
Coding region: 209-835 (208 amino acids)
Biological process (GO): regulation of cell migration; positive regulation of cell population proliferation; fibroblast growth factor receptor signaling pathway
Cellular component (GO): cytoplasm
Molecular function (GO): fibroblast growth factor receptor binding; growth factor activity
Source: RefSeq, a predicted model, not a curated record